AUGAUGAAGUUCAUCUGGGUCUGUGCUGCAUUGAUGGCCCUGUUUAUUACAGGUGAGUCUCUGACCUGUAACACCUGCAAGGUGGGCUUCAGAGGUAAAUGUCUCUACAGCUCCACUGAGACCUGCAGUGACUCUAAGCCCAACUGCUACAGGGGAGAACUGGCCUUCAACGUCAGCCGUUUUAUGAACAUGCAGACUCAAGGCUGCAUUGCCUCGUCUCUCUGCAACCAAACUGAAUCCGGAGCCCUCUUGACUGCCGAAUACACCGUCACCAGGACCUGCUGCAGCACUGACUUGUGUAACGGAGCCACAUCCAUCCAGCUCCCUCUCACUGCUGCUUUGAGCACCGCCCUAAUGGCCGUUUGGAGCACCUGGAGCCUUUAA
Messenger RNA from Anoplopoma fimbria (sablefish), 384 nucleotides. Its product is annotated as sperm acrosome membrane-associated protein 4-like. The transcript has 3 exons. Lineage: Eukaryota; Metazoa; Chordata; Actinopteri; Perciformes; Anoplopomatidae. The record is from RefSeq and is a predicted model, not a curated record. The coding region runs from base 1 to 384 and encodes 127 amino acids.